This is a messenger RNA of Papaver somniferum (opium poppy), 612 nucleotides long. RefSeq lists its product as uncharacterized. The transcript is spliced from 2 exons. Bases 115 to 612 code for a protein of 165 amino acids. Gene Ontology annotation, biological process: defense response. NCBI's taxonomy places the organism in Eukaryota, Viridiplantae, Streptophyta, Magnoliopsida, Ranunculales, Papaveraceae. The record is from RefSeq and is a predicted model, not a curated record.
UCAUUCUCUUCACCAACUCCUUAUAUCAAUAAAUUAUCAUCAGAUCACAUCAGUCCACCUCUGUGUUAUCUUUAUUCUCUAGCUUUUUUCUUCGUUAGAAGCAACAUAUAGUAAAUGAUGGCUGAUCAGAUUGAUGAACUUGAAGGUGAACUCGUAGUCCAGUGUGAUGCUGAUAAGUUAUACACCGCGAUAACCAGUGGUGCUCCGAGUCUACCAAAAUAUCUUCCUCAGUUAAUCCACAAGUGUCAAAUUUUUCCCGGAGGCUGUGAAAUUAGUGUGGGUAGUAUUUUUGUUUGGGACUACGUAAUAGAGGGCAAAUCUUCUACUGUUACGACAAAAGAGAAGAUAACAGCAGUGGACCAUAAAAAUAUGUUGAUAACUUGCACAGUUUUUGAAGGAGAUACCGCAAUUAGUUAUCCAAGUUUUGCUACCACUGUUCAGAUUACUCCCAUAGGGGGAGGGAGUAAUGAAAGCAAGGUGAAAUGGUCAAUCAAGUAUGAGAUCAAAAAGAGUGAACAUGAUGUGAUUCCUACGCCAACUUCCUUCGUGAAUUUCUUGGAAACAUUUUUUAUAGAAUUGGGGGUUAAGUUGCUAGAGGAAGAGAAAUCUUAG